AUGGAAGGCAAAGCUUUCCUGUCCCGGGACAGAGCCCUCACUCUAGCCGCCCUUGCAGAACAGGUUCGGCUACACGACACGUCGUCUGCUUUCCACAUUCAGCGCCUUCUGGGCCUCAUGGCAGCUACGACUGCAGUCCUUCGCUUCGCAAGACUGCAAAUGCAUCCACUUCAGCUCUGGUUCCACGAGGUCCACAAAUUCAUACUAACAGCUUAUUGUGUCCUAAUGGAUAAUAAUUCGCGUAGUCCAUAUCUCUAUAUUUUGCUCUUUGUUCAAAUAGACGCUGAAGAUGCAAUAUAUGGGAGGAAUGGUUAUGAUUAUGGCCAGUGUCGUCUACGUGUUGAGUUUCCUAGACCUUCCAGAGGUCGGGGUGGAGGCUUUGGUGGGGGUCCUCGUGGGAGGAAUGGCCCUCCUUUGCGACGUUCUGAAUUCCGAGUCCUUGUUUCAGGGCUUCCUCCAUCAGGCAGCUGGCAGGACCUGAAGGAUCACAUGCGUGAGGCUGGUGAUGUAUGUUAUGCAGAUGUACAGAAAGAUGGAAUGGGGGUGGUUGAGUUUCUUCGCAAGGAAGACAUGGAAUACGCACUGCGUAAACUGGAUGACACCAAAUUCCGGUCUCAUGAGGGUGAAACAUCCUAUAUCAGAGUCUGUCCUGAAAGAAGCAUCAGCUAUGGCUACUCGCGCUCCCGUUCUGGUUCAAGGGGUCGCGAUUCUCCAUACCAAAGCAGGGGAUCACCACGCUACUCCUCUCCCUUCAGGCCAUUCUGAUUCACCCAACAGGGACUUCUAAAAUGUGAACUGAGCUCUUUAUAUCUGCUCAGAGUUUACAUUCCAAAAUGGAUGGAUAUAGUCUUUCGUAGGAAGCCUUUUUUUUCCUUUCUAUUCAACGAUCUUUUUUUAUGACUUACAGUUUUUACUAGGGAAGUGUUGGUAAUGAAAUGCUAUAAACCGUUGCCACUUAAAACUUUUUGUUUGGAAAAUGUAAAUUGUUUUGUUUCUCCUAAGUGAGGAAGAAUGAGCUUGAGACUCAGCUUGUAUUGGUAUGUCCGCAGGAUGGUGCUGUAAAGCAGCAGAGCAACCUGUAUGGCUCAGCCUGUUGUGGUGUUUUGAAAUAUACUUACAUGUUUCUGUAACUCACAA
Messenger RNA from Gekko japonicus, 1137 nucleotides. It is a transcript of the gene SRSF9, whose product is annotated as serine/arginine-rich splicing factor 9. Bases 1 to 765 code for a protein of 254 amino acids. The record is from RefSeq and is a predicted model, not a curated record. The transcript has 5 exons. Gene Ontology annotation, cellular component: ribonucleoprotein complex; nucleus; cytoplasm. Lineage: Eukaryota; Metazoa; Chordata; Lepidosauria; Squamata; Gekkonidae. Gene Ontology annotation, molecular function: mRNA binding.